CAUAUGGUUUACCUCAUGUACGUAGGUGGCGAUGGUCUCAAUUAAACGUUACUCGAUACUCCAUAAUCAUGCUCGGACGCAAGAGGAGGAUAAUGCUGUUGUCAAUGCUGACGAUCAUGACAUGGACAGUAUGAACAACGUAAAUGCAGAAACACCAAACAUUGUCGCCAUGGUAUCUGGUUUUCCAGAGCAAGUGGUUGACAAUGGCCAUACUGCCGGGAAUCCUUCUCUGGCACUACACGGACAAAAUCUCAGCAGCAUUAUGUCAGAUGGCAACCGCCCGUCAUCGCUUCAAGACGUGGUCCCAGUUCAACUGCCAAGAAUCGUCACCGUCGUAUCUGGUGCGCCGGAACAAACGGUUGAUUCUUGUUAUACCGCCUCUGAUCCUUCUCUAGUAUUACGAACACAAAAUCUCAGCACAAUUAUUCCCGACGGCAACCGACCAUCACAGCUCCAGACUGUCACUUCCUUUAAAAUGCCAAAAAUCGUCGCCGUCGUAUCUAGUGCGCCGGAGCAAACACUCAAUCGUAGCGUAACCGCUGUUCCGUCUUCUCUGGGACCUAAUAAUAAUACUGCUAUGUACAACGACAACCGACUAUCUAUUUCAUCGAACUCUGGUUCUGGUCAUACAUCCGUUGAUCCAUUCAUGGUGCUACGCCAAUCAAAUCUCGUCGCCUUUUUGCCGGACAGUAACCAAGCAUCUACGUCAUCACUCCCGUAUAUCAACCCAUUGGAAACUUUACUUAACAGUAAAGUGGAGCAAGAUGAGACCGUUAUUGUCGAAGAAAUACAAGAUUGCGAUUCGGCGGUUGUAAUGAAGCAAGGAUCAAUAAUGGAAGAAUUGAUUGAAGGCAUUUCCGAUGAAGAGAACAUAUCACCAAACACAUCAGUGAAAAGAUCGGUAGCAGAGGAAGAUGUAAAACUCACCAAAAGCGAAAAACGUCACGCAUCGACAGAGAUGAAAUUUCGUACUUUCAGUGUGAAUUGGACGAAAAUCGGUGACAAUAUUAUUGGGCAGUUGAAUCGUUUGCAAGAGUUUCGAGACCAAAAUCCCGACAAAAGUAUUCCUCGCGGUGUUCAGUUCCCCAAAUCUGAUAUGACCACUUUGACGAAUAAUAUCGUCGAUCAAAUGCGUUGCAUUGAUACCGAAAUAUCAGCGUGUACGAUGGAAUCAGUUGCACGGCAAGUUCACUCGAAAUACUCGGGUCUAAAUUUCAUAGACGAUGAUGGAUGCAUUAAUCAUAAUAGUCAUGUUGCAUUGAAGCAUAAACUUAUCAACCGAAAUUCUUACUUGAACCGUUUCAAGGAUCCGGAUGCGAAGCUUUCAGUCGCCGAGGUUCGUAGGAAAAAUGUGAAAGCCGGCACACUCAAAGAGUAUUGGACGGCGGUUUCUAAAGACUGUUCCAAGGACAUCGUAGGGAAACUUGUCAGAAACGAUCCGAAAGUAUUGAACGAUGAGUUUCUCUCAGUCUCUCAGUCAUACGUGCGAUUUCGGUUGGAUGAACCAAAGAACCUUAAGGAUAUUGUUACUGGUCUUCCCAUUCUUCGCCGACGACAACUUAUAAGCUACCAUUUCGAGAAAGCAACAGGCGUGCCUAUGGACACAUUCGAGAAGCUAUUUGUGGGUAAACGAACGAAAAUUGUUGACUUUUUGAAAAGUCGACCAAAAAUCGGACUGGAUCAUACACCUUCGGACUACGACAUCAUUGCGUCAUUGUGCUCUUUGCUCGGGGAAAAUGUCAACGAACUCAUCAUUCAGAAAGAACUUGGAACAAAGGCAUCAGAAAUAACAACAGACUGUGUCGGGCCGGUGCUUGUUUGUGUCGAUCUUGGCAAUAAUGGCCACGUAUUCUACGUAUUUGCGGAACAAGUUCGCCUCACGGGGUCGAACGACGUCAUCACCGCGGUUGGUGAGUUGUUGGCGGUGCAUUACAUUUAUAAUUUGAUGUAUAUGAAAUGCACCUCCAAGUUUUUGGAGUUGGUGCAAUCCUACUUCUUCAAAAUUAUUCCGAUAACAGGAUCUAAGUCCAAGGCAACUAGAAAAAGCAAACAACAGCGUCUGGUUCAGAGCGUCAUUGAAGCGAUUUCGAACCAUGUGCCGGCCGCAUCAUAGAUGGUUAGUUAAGCUUCUCAUACGUUAGACGUAAAAUGAAUUCUAACAUUUUCCGAACUUGAGAGAUUACUAUUAGUUACAGCAGAGAUUAUUAUUUAACACGUUUCAUUAUAAUACACGUCAAUUAGUAAAACAACCACAACUGUUUUUUAAAAUAUAAACGAUAGCAAAACCGAUACAUAUAAUAGUUUUAGUUUUUAAUUAUUAUCCA
Armigeres subalbatus is the source of this 2324-nucleotide messenger RNA. RefSeq lists its product as uncharacterized. The record is from RefSeq and is a predicted model, not a curated record. NCBI's taxonomy places the organism in Eukaryota, Metazoa, Arthropoda, Insecta, Diptera, Culicidae.